This is a messenger RNA of Suillus plorans, 930 nucleotides long. RefSeq lists its product as uncharacterized. The coding region runs from base 1 to 930 and encodes 309 amino acids. The record is from RefSeq and is a predicted model, not a curated record. NCBI's taxonomy places the organism in Eukaryota, Fungi, Basidiomycota, Agaricomycetes, Boletales, Suillaceae. The transcript is spliced from 3 exons.
AUGUAUUCAUAUGGCAGACAACCCGCUGACUCGGAUGCCCCAGACGACAAUGCCUUUCAAUAUGCACCUUUUUUAUCCUCAGAUUUCCCUGCCCAGUCUGCGGCAGACUCCCGCUUCCUCUAUUUUCUUCAAAAUCGCUAUGAUCCCACCAUGAUGCCUGGCCCGGGCGCUGACGGAGAUUCAUCAAUGUCGUUCUUCAACGACAUUUUUCAGUCCAAUGGGUAUCACCCGAUAUAUAAUCUGUCUGCUCACCAGGAUUCGGGGCCACCAUACCCACUCCCUCAGUACUUCCCUGUAUUCCCUCUGCCAAUCAUGUCUAUUGACGGCACAACCACUUUGGCGCCAGGUUCAGAGGAUCUCCGGCCUCUUGGAGAGCUGCCAUGUUUCAACGAGCCAUUGCCUCUCGGAGAUUCAUUCCACGUCAGAGAGCCUCCGCCUCCGCCACCUCCUCUCCCUCCUCAGGCUGGUCCUUCUGGAUCAGAGCCAUUGCCUCUCGGAGAUCCAUUCCACAUCAGAGAGCCUCCGCCACCUCCUCUCCCUCCUCAAGCUGGUCCUUCUGGAUCACGCACUCGCCAGCCCCCAGAAAAGGAAAAGGCAUAUGAGUUCAAGGUUUGGCCGUACCCUCGUGCGCGACCUAAGCUGAGGGGUAUCACCAGCGCUCAGACAGCAGCUCAUGAAGCACUGCUUUCGUCAGCGAAUGCAAAGGAUGAAGAGUACGGCAGUCAAUGGAGCGCAGAAAAUCUUACUGCCUUCUAUAAAUCGUUCACAGUGCCGCCAUCUGCCGUCAUCAUGUCCACUACCAAGAAACAUGCCCGUAACGUCGUUCCAUUUGGAUACAGUCUUCAGCCCUCAAUCUGGUUGGAGGAUUACGCACCAGAAUACCAGAUUGAAACAGUAAAAGACCUUAUUGGCAACCCUUCAUUCUGUUAA